AUGAAGACAGAUAGUCCUGAAAUUUUGGAUGCUGAUUCAAAGAGUAAAAGAUCAUGCCUCUUUGGCAUCGUUCCGGCGGUUUCUAUAUUUUGUGUUGUUUUGCUUUGCUCGAGUUCAUUCUUUGCACAACGCUACAACGAGGGGUUCGUGUUCCUCCAGAUUUUGAACAUGGAAUAUGAUAGUUUUGGUUUUAUACUGCAGAAGCUAUCAAGAUGGAGAAUGAAAACCCAUCUUACUUGCAAGAAUCAGUGCAGGCCUGGUGGAAGUAGUGCACUACCUGAAGGCAUAAUCUCCAAUACUUCUGAUUUGAAAAUGAGGCAUUUGUGGAAUCGUCGUCCUAUGACUGAGACAAUAGAGGCAAUUCUCAAUUUGCGAUGGGAGAAAGUUUGCCUUUGCAGACUUACAUAUUCUGAGUUUGAGUCUAAGCCUGCCAUUAACUUCUACAAUUUCUACACCCCAUACAGAUAUUUUGGUGUAAACAAGUUAUUGAAGUGGGCUAAGUUCACCUCAAAUAAAGAAAACACAUCGACCAAUUUGUUUGCAAUGACGGUUGGGAUAAAGCAGAAAGACCUUGUGAACAAAAUGGUCAAAAAGUUUCUAGCAAGUAAUUUUGUCGUGAUGCUUUUCCACUAUGAUGGCAUGGUUGACGAAUGGAAUGACUUUGAAUGGAGUAAUCAGGUCAUUCACGUGGCUGUAGCCAAUCAAAGUAAAUGGUGGUUUGCCAAGCGUUUCUUACACCCGGACAUAGUUGCAGAAUAUGGUUAUAUUUUCCUAUGGGAUGAGGAUCUUGGAGUUGAACACUUUCACCCUGAUAAGUAUGUUUCUAUUAUAAAAAGUGAAGGACUGGAGAUAUCACAACCAGCACUUGAUACUGAAAAAUCAGAGGUACAUCAUCAGAUUACCGCACGUGGGAGGAGGUCAAAUGUGCACAGAAGGAUUUACAAAACUGGUGGUAGAGGCAAAGUUUGUGAUGGAAGUAGCACUGCUCCUCCUUGUACAGGGUGGGUUGAAAUGAUGGCUCCUGUUUUCUCAAGAGCUGCUUGGCGUUGCGUUUGGUAUAUGAUCCAGGGUGAUAGAACAAAAAAUGUUGGUGUUGUGGAUGCUGAAUACAUAGUCCACUACGGUCAUCCUACUCUUGGAGGCUUAGAUUUGCAUGAGGUUUCAUCUCGGGCAAAGGAUCAUAGAGCUGAUGUGAGAAGACAGUCUUACCGUGAAUUACAAGUCUUUAGGAAACGGUGGCAGAAGGCAAUUGAAGAGGAUAAAUGUUGGGUGGAUCCAUUUCAAUAA
Molecule: messenger RNA, 1287 nt
Organism: Sphenostylis stenocarpa
Lineage: Eukaryota; Viridiplantae; Streptophyta; Magnoliopsida; Fabales; Fabaceae
Source: the annotation of a GenBank genome assembly